This is a messenger RNA of Hansenula ciferrii, 834 nucleotides long. RefSeq names its product cytochrome-b5 reductase (gene CBR1). Gene Ontology annotation, molecular function: oxidoreductase activity. The transcript has a single exon. The coding region runs from base 1 to 834 and encodes 277 amino acids. Gene Ontology annotation, cellular component: plasma membrane; endoplasmic reticulum. The record is from RefSeq and is a predicted model, not a curated record. Lineage: Eukaryota; Fungi; Ascomycota; Saccharomycetes; Phaffomycetales; Wickerhamomycetaceae.
AUGUCACUUCCUAUUGUCCCAAUUGCAAUUGGUGUUGUUUUAAUCAUCAUAACUAGUGUGUUUUUCUUAAUUUCAUCUAAAAGAGCUCCAGUAUUAAAUAAAGAUGAAUUUAAAAAAUUCCCAUUAAUUCAAAAAACUAUUCUUUCACAUAAUUCUGGUAUUUAUAGAUUUGCCUUACCAAAUCCUGAUGAUAUCUUAGGUUUACCAAUUGGUCAACAUAUUUCAAUAAAAGCUGAAAUUAAUGGUAAAGAAAUUGUUAGAUCUUAUACUCCAACUUCAAAUGAUGCUGAAAAGGGUUAUUUUGAUCUUUUAAUUAAAUCUUAUCCAACUGGUAACAUUUCAAAAUAUAUUGCUGAAUUAUCAAUUGGUGAUAGUAUUGAUGUUAGAGGUCCAAAAGGGUUUUUUGAAUAUGUUCCAAAUCAAGUUACUCAUUUUGGUAUGGUUGCAGGUGGUACAGGUAUUACACCAAUGUAUCAAAUUAUAAAUGCAAUUAUUAAUAAUCCAGCUGAUAAAACUCAAGUUCAAUUAAUCUAUGGUAAUCAAACUGAAGCUGAUAUUUUAUUGAAAAAGGAAUUAGAUGAUAUUGUGGCAAAACAUCCACAAAUUAAAGUUCAUUAUAUGUUGGAUAGACCUUCUGAUAAUUGGACUGGUGGUGUUGGAUUUGUUACUCCAGAAAUUUUGGAACAAUAUACUCCAAAAGUUACUCCAAAGACUCAAUUAUUAUUAUGUGGUCCUCCUCCAAUGGUUAAUUCUAUUAAAAAAGCUGCUGUUAAUUUAGGUUAUACUAAAGCUAAACCUGUUUCUAAAUCUGGUGAUCAAAUUUUUGUCUUUUAG